Mycotypha africana is the source of this 1120-nucleotide messenger RNA. Its product is annotated as Snf7 family. Gene Ontology annotation, biological process: late endosome to vacuole transport via multivesicular body sorting pathway; vesicle budding from membrane. Gene Ontology annotation, cellular component: multivesicular body; cytoplasmic side of plasma membrane; ESCRT III complex. Bases 403 to 873 code for a protein of 156 amino acids. The transcript has 3 exons. The record is from RefSeq and is a predicted model, not a curated record. Lineage: Eukaryota; Fungi; Mucoromycota; Mucoromycetes; Mucorales; Mycotyphaceae.
UUUUUUUUUUUUCCUUUCUUUCUUUCUUUCUAUCUCUCAGUUAUAGCAGAAAUUUCCCCUUGAAACCUUUCUUUUUUUUUGCAUUUUCUUGACUACCAUUUAAGCUAUGAAUCUUUUCUUUGGUAAAGGCAAAUCGAAAACAACAGCCAAAGAUGCCAUUUACAAACUACGUGAAACGCUAAGCAUGCUGGAGAAAAGGCAGACCUUUUUAGAAACAAAAGCAGAAAAUGAACUGAAAACAGCCAAAGCAAAUGCAACAAAAAACAAAAGAGGUAGUGUGAAUGAAUGUUUUAUUGCGACAGUGUGUGGAAAAAGGAAAAAGCCAUCACUGACCCAUGGAUGGAUGGUGGACUGACGGACUGACGAACUGACUGAUGGGGAACCACUUUUAUAGCUGCCUUGAUGGCUUUAAAGAGAAAAAAGACGUAUGAAGCCAAUAUUGAAAAGAUUAACGGUGCACGCAUGACCAUUGAAACACAAAUGAUGGCUAUUGAAAAUGCUAAUGUCAAUUUGGAAACCAUGAGUGCCAUGCGUGCAGGUGCAGAAGCAAUGAAAAACAUUCAUGGCUCCAUGGAUAUUGAUAAGGUAGACGCUACAAUGGAUGAUAUUCGUGAUCAAAUGGAUAUUGCAAACGAAAUUUCAGAGGCUAUUUCUCGACCAGUGAAUAUGGGUGAUGAAUUAGACGAAGAUGAAUUAUUGAAUGAACUGGAGGAAUUAGAGCAAGAAGAAUUAGAUGCUAAAAUGUUGGAAACACCAUCACCUGUUGUCUCAGCACCCAACGUUCCCAAUCGUGUGCCUACCCACAAUACUCAGAUUGAAGAGGAUGACGAAGAAGCAGAACUCAGAGCAUUGCAGGCUAGCAUUGCUAUGUAAAGAAAGGAUAGAAUGGGUGGGCCAUACUGCUGCAUGAUUCGUCCCCACUUUUCAGUCCGCAACUACCCAUCAUCAACCAACGAUACAAACAUCACGUGUUUGAGUAUAUCUAUUUACAGCUUAUUCACCUAUAUCUCUUGUCAUAAAAUAUUCUCUCCCUCGCACUCUUUAACGAGGAUUCCGUCCGACCAAUAAACGGAUCAUCCCUAUGUAGAAACAAACAAAAAAAAAAAAAAAAAAAAAAAAA